UUCCUUCCACAACUUUCAAGAACUUCCACCCACCUUCUUCCCCAUCUUCAAAUCCCCACCCGUGUAUUAUCUCCCUCCCCUUUCAAUAACUUCCGCUUCAUCGCGUUGACUUUGAUUUCUUUCUUCUUGCGGAGUCAGCGAACAUCUUCGCGAUGGCUUCCCCUCCCCAUAUGCGGGCUCCUCAACUCACGCCAAUCCCCGAACACGCUCCGCGACUCGUAGCCACUGCAGCUACAUUCUACCCAAGUUCAACAGCAAAGCUCGACAUGACUGCCGCCAUUCCAACACCCGCACCAGGCUUGCAUAUCUCGUUUUACGACCUCCCCGAUGCCGUUCCAGCUAUCUUCUCAACUUGCAUGCAAUCCCGACCGAAGCGAAAGCUAGUAGCACCAUACCCUCAGACCAUGGUUCGUUCUGAUUUGGGUCUCGAUGUUCAGAGAAAGGUUAAGGCCCUGUGGGAGCGAAAUCCCGUCGAAGCCCGCAAGAUCAUAGGUAUUCAAGAAUGGUUCGAUCUGUACCGCUACUUCGAUGCCGUCGAUCUAUGGGUGGAAGGACCGAUCUUCUGCUAUUCUGUUAUCUUUCGUCUGGCUGAAAUGAACCGAGAAUUGAAUGAUGAACAGCCCUCUAUCAUCAGAGAAUUCGCUAGGGAAUGGGUUGACGCAAACUCGAAGAGACUUGUCAAUGUUGCGGAGCACAUCGAUGUCAUUACUCUGCUCACUCCAGAGGAAUGCCAAAGUCAGGACUUCCAGCUUCUCACAGAAAUAGAGAUCAAGACCCUCAAAUUCGAGCUGAAUAAAGCCCGAUCCAUACUCUUGGAAGAACAUCGUCGUUUGGCGAUGAUGAAUGCGCCAACCCAUCCCACACAAAGCGUAUAUCCACAAUAUCCUCAUCCUAGCCAAGGCCCUCUCGGUCUACGCCCCGACCAUUCCGUGCCCCAGAGCUAUCAGCACUUCAUGGAUGGCCAACGCAACCUUCACGGAGGUGUUGAUAAUGCUUCGAGAGAUCACAGGCCACGAGCCUGGUCGAAUGCUACACAACAAGGUCGUGGAUCUUCUCGAUUCAAUAAUAUGGGUCAACAACCAAAGGCCACCCCACGCAGCACUGAACCAAUCUAUGUCCUUACGGAACAACGACAACGUGGUGCCUCUGCUGCCGAUAUGACCUCUCGUAGGUACAGUAUUCCAACCAGACCACGAACAUUCUCAAAUACUUCUCGAACCAGCUUCUAUAAUAACGCGAGAGACUAUCAAGCCCGACGUACGGUCAGCGAUGAGGUUUCCAGUCGCCCUUUCAACCCUGGCAAGGUUACAAGUGUUGAUAAACCUUAUUAUCAACACUCUAGAGGUCCCUCGGGAUCGUCUACUGCUGUCGCAUAUCCGUACGGUCCAGGACCAGGAACUCAGACGCCCAUGUCCCAGCCAGAAGAGGACCUUGGCAUCGAAGGCUAUGAAUCCCGCGUUCACACAAAUCAAUCUGCUACGAUCUUUUACACUGGCCCAAAGAGAAAGCUUGACGAGCAGCCUGCACGAACCGUGUUCCUUUCCGGCGCUCCCGAAGAAAUGUUUCUUGAUCAUACUCUAAGAGAUAUGAUGGAAUGUUGCGGCAGCGUUGAGACAAUUAGCCAUCUUCGAAAUCGUGGAGGCACAGCCUUCGUUCUAUUUCACCAUGAGUCCGCAGUCAAAACUGCUAUCCGAAUGUGGAAUGGCUACGAGAUUGUUCCUGGAGGCAAGCUUGCCGUUAGGCCUCCUGAGAAGAGAGAGCGAGGAUACAGCAUGUCUAACAUCAGCAAGAAGACUGGAUAUAGUCAAUUUCGUGCUUCCCCUGGUCGAUACGUAGGUCAUGGUCAUACUCGAAACUUUUCAGCAAAUAUGCGUAGUGAACCGUCCUUCCGGGCAGCAGUUCCAGAAGCUCUCGAGAAUCGACAUGUCCAGGCUCAUUUUACGCCGUUGCAAGACAUUCAAAACAUAUCUCCAAAGAACAAGAACGCUUUACACAAGGCUCUGGACCGACCAUUCUUUGAUCCAAGUACUGCACCCUCAACCCCAAAGAAGGAGAAUUCACCAUUGGCAACACCUAGCAAGAGUAGAGGACAAACGCCCAAGGCGAAGAAGACUUUCAAUCACCCCAAGCGAAAUUCUCAACAGAACUCAAGGCAGCCGACACCACUUGGUAGUCCGAUGAAACCCAUCGUAGAGAGAACCUUUGGCUUCCCAAACGGCACUUUGGAAAAAGAGCAGCUGAGACAGAACGUGUUGAGAAAGAACAACUCUGACAAUGAUUUUGCUGAGCACCCGACGUCAACUCCAGUUCCCGUCUCUGAACAUGUUCCCGCACCACAGCCUCUCACACAACAACAACCGAACAAGUGUGUCGCAAAGGUGGUUCAAAAGCCUGAGUCAAGUACCAAGACCGGAUCAGAUAUCGAACCUGGACCUGCGAGUAUUGGUCGAUUAGCUGAGGCUGCACCAAAGAAGUCUAAGAGCAAAUCAAAGAAGAAGGGUAAUGGAGGUCAUCUGAAGACUGCGGGUAACGCAUCCUUCUUGACCGACAGCUCUUCUGAAACCAUCAUCUCGCCUGUCAGCAAUGAGAAUGAUAGCAUAUCAGGCAACCCCAGUACCAAUACCUCGUUCAGUACAACCUCAAGCCGACAACAGAGCUUCACGAACCCCAAGUCUCGAAAGUCCAGAGUUCAAAGCGAGGAUGCUGAGAUCCAUGCCACCGGCCAAGCUGAUACGCGAAAGCCUAGAGACAAUGUUGGAGCCUCUAUUAGAGCCUCUAAAGAUUCUCGAAAUGAAGCAUCUGAGAAUGUCGAUAAGAAGAAAGUGGAGGCUACCACUGACGAGGGACUUAUGAUAGCAUCAAAGGCCAAGAACAAGACUCAGAAGCCCAGCAAGCGUACGACUACCUUUGGGGAAUCCAUUCGUCAACCAUCCCAGUCUAGCCAUUCGAAGCAGGAGAGCACGUCAUCUCUCACGAGUAAUCAUUCUCAGAGAAAGGCAGAUGUGAUGGCCGCCGAGAAGGAAAUCCGCUCGUCUAUGCCUUCAGAACUGCCUUCUGUUGUCGCUAAUGCAGACGUUGAGGCAGACCAUACACCUAUGCCGUCUACAAUACCCUCCACUUCCGGUACAGAAGUGAAGAAGGUAAACAAUCAAGCCGUCUCGGUCGCCGUUCCCUCCCCUGUUAUCAACUCAAAUCAGAAGAUUGCAACCCACCGCCCAGCCCCAAUCACCGUUCCUUCUCCUGUAGCUUCCAUCAGCAAAUCUCAGGCCUCAGCAUCAUCUAGCUCUCCUGCACAAGAUUUACAGACAUCGAAGUCACUGCCAGAGAUGCUGAAAUCACCAAAGCGGCUUGAUGAACAAGAAUGGCCAUCCCUGAACCCUGUAAAGUCUCCUGUGGCUGCGAUUGCAGAUGGAAAAGCACCAACCCCUCUCCGAGCACCUUUGAUGGGUCUGUUGGGAAAGACGACGAACGACAAGUCGCCUGAACUACAAAAGGCUACAAAGUCGACUUUCCCUCCUGUGGCUGUUCCCCGAGCUUUCCAGACGCGCUCCCCUUCGUAAGUCGUAAGAUACCCUCGAUCCAAGCCUACACGGGCAUUGCGCUGACACCUUCAGCAUGCAAUCGACGGUGAACUUGGAGCCUUUGCAAGACGAUUCACUAGGUACAGAGUUAUGGCCAUUCGUAAAGAAGUU
Mollisia scopiformis is the source of this 3692-nucleotide messenger RNA. RefSeq lists its product as uncharacterized. The transcript is spliced from 3 exons. The coding region runs from base 153 to 3560 and encodes 1135 amino acids. Gene Ontology annotation, molecular function: RNA binding. The record is from RefSeq and is a predicted model, not a curated record. Lineage: Eukaryota; Fungi; Ascomycota; Leotiomycetes; Helotiales; Mollisiaceae.